Carica papaya (papaya) is the source of this 916-nucleotide messenger RNA. NCBI's taxonomy places the organism in Eukaryota, Viridiplantae, Streptophyta, Magnoliopsida, Brassicales, Caricaceae. The record is from RefSeq and is a predicted model, not a curated record.
CUCGACGUUUCAAGUUGCCCGAGAACGAGUUCAGAACUGAACCAAAACCCUAGAGAAAACUCAAGAAGAAAAAGAAGAAGAAGAAGAAGCAGAAGACGGUUGCUAAUCGGAGAAAAUGGUGUUGAGACAGUUCUCCGAGAGAGUCGGUGAAGGUGCCGGACAACCACUUCUCGACGAAGACAACGGAGAGGAACUCAUGCACCUUCAACCUUCCGUCGCAAUUGUCCUUGGAAAUCGUGCUCCGGAUUCCCCCGGCACUCUCUACAUCACUUCUAAGAAAGUGGUGUGGUUAAGUGAUGUGGACAGGACGAAAGGUUAUGCUGUUGACUUCUUAUCGCUGUCUCUCCAUGCUGUAUCGACAGAUCCGGAGGCAUAUCCUUCUCCUUGCAUAUACACUCAGGGCAUUUCCCACUUUAACUCAUGGAACAACCUCACCCGCAGCACUUGUAGCAUUAUAGGUGGUUGGUCACUGCGCUUGUGGCCUUGUGGGAAGCAGAUGAACAAUGGAGCUAAAGCUCCAGAGGGAAGAGAUUCUGAGUGGCUAAUUUCUCGGGAUCAAAUGACAAUUGGUCAAUCAAAUGGUGAUCAUAACCUUUCUCGCUCAGUGCUAGAGCUGCAAAUCAAUGACGAGCGAUUUCAGGAUGCUGAGGAAAUGGACCAAGAAAGUGAGAGCAGCCAUCGGUGAGCUGCUCUCCUAAUUUAUUUUCGUAAAGGUAGGUUUGCUCUGUUUUGUACAUGAAACGGAAUCUGUGUUACUCGUUUUUGUAACUUAUCUAGGGUAGCGAGUCUUUUGAAGCUGUUUGUCAGGCCAAAUAUUGUUAAUUUAUGAGUUUUAGAUGUUUUAUAUUUAUGUUUUGGCUUAGAUAUUCCAAUCAAGAAUGCAAUUGAACAUGAUAAUUUUGAUUGGCUCUGAGGA